Messenger RNA from Gasterosteus aculeatus aculeatus (three-spined stickleback), 2382 nucleotides. RefSeq names its product noggin 2 (gene nog2). Gene Ontology annotation, biological process: dorsal/ventral pattern formation; osteoblast differentiation; negative regulation of BMP signaling pathway. Lineage: Eukaryota; Metazoa; Chordata; Actinopteri; Perciformes; Gasterosteidae. The record is from RefSeq and is a predicted model, not a curated record.
GCAUCCCCCCCCACCCACCCACUACCCCCCCGACCCCCCCGCAGCGAAAAGGAACUCUGAACUUGCAACGUGUUGCAGGCUUUGUGCAGUCAGCACUGACACCACAAACUCAGCCUUUUUCACUAUUUUUUGUUUUGUUUUGUUGUUUCUUCCUCUCGCAGAGCCGAGGCGUCUGCGGGAAUACUGCGGCUCGAGACUCGGCACGCGAGGAAGCGAACUGCGGUUCGGGACAUCCUCUGCGGCGCCGCGUGGCCCUUCGUUCACUGGACGCGAGUUCGCGUCCCCACUGCGGCGCGUCUCUUCUCCAAAGUUCGUUGGACAUUUUCACGUAGACGGACGGCUGGAAUAUCACCGGCGGGAGGGGGUGGUGGGGGGGGGAGGCUGACUGCACACAACGUUUCCUUCAGUCCGUGGAUGCCGCGCCCCGGGAAACCCUGUCAAAGCCGUGAGCUUCGGGCGACGUUAAAGCGAAGCCACGUUCAUAGAAGCCGCGCGUAAUAAUACCGCCGGCCGAGGCGCCGCUCAUUGCCGGGCGCGUGACAUUUCGAACUUGGCGAAGUGCUCUUUUUGCGCGCCCCUGCUCGCUCGGGACGCCGCGGAUCUAUUCUGUGUCUUUAGAAAACGCUCCAUUCCAUGCAGCUCUCGCCUCGGCCGCUGUCAUCCAGCGAAGACAGUCCGUCGUGGCUUCGAGUCCCCGGGGUAACCAUGACAACCGAAAGAAACCCAAAGUGAAUCCCUGGGAGCGGGCAGAGGCCGGACAGUGCGUCGAUAGAGUUUCUCCCCAUUUUGUUCCGCGCUCAUUUCCUCGCGCAGACACUUUUUUUGUUUGUUUUGCAGGGCACCGCUCGCCGCUGCGCUGCGUGUCAUUCAAACCCGACGCGGUCUAUUAAAAGUACCCGCCUCGCUGGUGACUGAACUUCUACCAUUUAUGAAGCUGCGGGCCAGUUCCUGCAGACAACACGGUGACCGGGAAGAGAAUUGAGCACUACUACCGCGAGAAAAACCGGUGCGUAAAACAAGGAGGAAUAAUGGGCCUCUCACAAACGCUACUCUUCUACGCGCUGGUGUGCGUUCACCUUGGAGUUUCCCAGCAUCACCUCCACCUCCGCCCAUCGCCCAGCGAUCACCUCCCCGUGCCGGUCCUCAAGGAGGACCCCGAUCCGGAAUACGACCCCAGGGAGCAGGACUUGGCCGAGAGGACUCUGAGGAAAAAGCUCGGCAGUAACUUUGACCCCAACUUCAUGUCGAUCACCUCGCCCAUGCUGGCGAACCACUCCGCGUCAGACAACCAGGUGAAGCUGCAGGGGCCCAUGCCGAACGAGAUUAAAAAGCUGGACCUUACAGAGACCCCCUACGGGAAGCGGGUGAAAGUGGGCAAGAAGGCGCGGAGGAAAUUUCUGCAGUGGCUGUGGACCUAUACGCACUGCCCCGUGGUGCACACCUGGAAGGAUCUGGGCGUGAGGUUCUGGCCACGUUACAUCAAGGAGGGAAACUGUUUCUCUGAGCGCUCGUGCUCCUUCCCCGAGGGGAUGUCUUGCAAAUCCGCCAAGUCAAUCCACAAGAUUAUCCUCCGGUGGUAUUGUCAAGGGUUUCUAAGACAGAAAUACUGUACGUGGAUACAGGUGCAAUACCCAAUCAUCUCAGAGUGCAAGUGUUCGUGCUGAUUUUCUCUAAGGACGUGGUGGAGGUCGAGGGGGAGUGGACUGGAAAUACGGUUUCUAUUGCACUGUUAACUCUCUACAGAGGUGGGCACCAUAGCAAAUCUAUUUUUUUAUAUAGCAUUUUAAGUGAAAUACCAACAUUGUACAUAUUUAAGAAAAAUGCAGCUAUUUUUUCUAAUUGAACAAGGACCAUAUUUUAUUCUCAACCCUGAAACGUGUUUUUUGGGGGGAACACAAGCACUUCAUAUGGAAGAGCUUUUUUGGGGGGGGGAUAUUUUUUAUGAGACAUUGAAGAUGCGAUGCAUAUGCUACACUUCUCCAAGAGGUGAACUUUUCUUCAACUGAACAUUGAUGCUGACUGUUAUUUCACUGCAAUGCUGCCUAGAGUUUUUGUAUAAUAUUAAUAUCAAUAAUAAUUAAAUUGUAAAAAAAAAAAGUUGAGGUUAAAAAUAUAUAUAAAUGCGUGAACUCAGCUUUUUUUGGAAUACAUAGUAUUGUAGGAAUAAAACAAUCUGUACGUUUUAUUUAUUAUUUUAACGAUUGUGAGUAUAGAGCAUAAGGAAAGAGAAUAGCAGAGUAUACCAGAAAAAUAUGGGAGAUGUCUACUUGAAUAUUUCUAAAAACAAACAAAAAAAUCAAUAAAAUCAAUACAAAAGUAAAACAUAUCAGUGUACAUGUUAUGUUUACACGUUUUAGCAAUAAAGUCUAUCAUGUCAACGUG